AUGCUCCGCAACUCCAUCCACCAAGAGGUCGACCAUGGGCAUAGCCUAUUCGUCCUUUGGAGUCAUAAGUUUCAGGUUUUUAUAGUCUAUAUAAACCUUGAGAGCUCUGGUUUUCUUCAAUACUGGCACGAUGUUGGCCAACCACUCAAUGUACCGAGCGGUACGGAUAAACCAACUUUGAGAAGCCGUUCAAUUUCUUGCUUGACUUGCAGUGGUACCUCAGCAAAGAACCGCCGUGGUGGUUAUUGGAAAGGUUAG
Molecule: messenger RNA, 258 nt
Organism: Prunus armeniaca (apricot)
Lineage: Eukaryota; Viridiplantae; Streptophyta; Magnoliopsida; Rosales; Rosaceae
Source: the annotation of a GenBank genome assembly